CGUCCGAUCAGAUCAGGUAUGGAUAUCUUUCAGCAGCCUCUUGAGGUAGUGAACAGAACAGCAGGGCCGGUCCACCAUCUGCUUUCUGGUUCUUUUCGCUCUAUUUCCCUGUUUCUUCUUGCAUUUUCUCCUCUCCAACGUUCAAUCGAGCUCGUUCAGACUAUUCCUGCAUUCGGACCCCAUCAAUAUAUCGCACUCAGUCCUUCUGGGGGUGACACACGUUAUGCCUUCACAACAACCUGGGCGCAACCUCCGAAACUUCAUAGUUGGGCUAUUGAUCAAGGGCCACACGUACGCCUCGUCAAUAGCGUCGAAAUAACGGCAACUUCGUCAUACAUUACAGUUCCACCCCCAUUCUCACACAUUUACUCCGCAGGAGGUCCAACCGCACAAGUUCAUACUGUGGAUAGCCAUCGCGGCUUUGGCCCUCAUCUGCAAGAAAUCUAUUUCGUUGCCGAGGAAGAGUGGGAGACAGCUGAUAAAACUCGAAAGGCUUUGGUUAUUUCCCUCCUGUUGGACAGGAAACGCAAAACUGACGGUUGUAAUCAGCGAUAUGGAUCCCAUGGGAUCGAGUUUGCCUUCCCCAUUGGAUCAAUACCACUGGCAUUCAUCCCAGUCCUCGGACGGUCAACCAUCGAGAUCUAUCGACUAGAAGAUGGAGGGAAAUUGAGAUUUAUCGAGUCCAGCUCCUCUCCACAACGAGCCGACGGUAUUUCCAAAGAGGAUGGCCCCCGCCACGUCAAAAUCCAUCCAAAUGGUCGUGUUCUGUAUUGUGUCACUGAACAUUCCAACUAUCUCGACGUCUAUACCAUCAAUGGUGAGGGGGAAACCCCUAUCUUGACCUAUGUGGCUUCCCGGUCACUCCUUCCGCCCUAUGUUCGCGAAGAAGUGGAUGUCAUUCACGAUUAUCGGGGUGAUACUUUAAUUCUGGCACCUUCCACAGCUGGACAACCUGCUCCCCAGAGUAUCUUCGUUUCAACGCGAGGCACUACAGCUUGUGGUUGGGUCAGCGUUUUCCGACUUGACGAUCAAGGCAUGUUCGCAGGUGACAUCGAAAAUAACCCCUACCUCGUCGAACGUUAUGAAGCGCUCACUGGUGGUGGCAAAGCACACGCUCUUGACAUUAUUCCCAAGCAAGACGAUGCUGACGGUGGUUGUUGGCUUGUCCUGACUGACGACUCACCUCCCCAUCCUGGUGUGCGAGUUUUGGAAUGGGAUGGUUGGCUAUGGCGUGGUGGUGGAACUAGACUGAGAGAAGUGGCCUCUUGGCCACCAACAAGCUACAAGCCUAGUGACGGGGACGAAAGAAUGGAGGGUGGCAGUCAUGCCGUGUGGCUCUAG
Mycena indigotica is the source of this 1341-nucleotide messenger RNA. RefSeq names its product Muconate cycloisomerase 1. The coding region runs from base 19 to 1341 and encodes 440 amino acids. The record is from RefSeq and is a predicted model, not a curated record. The transcript is spliced from 3 exons. NCBI's taxonomy places the organism in Eukaryota, Fungi, Basidiomycota, Agaricomycetes, Agaricales, Mycenaceae. Gene Ontology annotation, molecular function: 6-phosphogluconolactonase activity; protein binding.